AUGGCAUCCCGAAACGAACUCCUCGCCUGGAUCAAUGAUCUCCUUCAGAUCAAUUACACGAAAGUCGAGCAGUGUGGCUCGGGUGCUGCUUACUGUCAGGUCUUGGACUCUAUCUACGGCGAUCUUCCCAUGAACCGCGUCAAGUUCAACGCGAAACAUGAAUACGAGUUCCUCACCAAUUUCAAGGUCAUGCAGAACGUGUUCAAGGCCAAGAAAAUUGACAAGCCUAUCCCGGUAGAGAGAUUGGUCAAGUGCAAGAUGCAGGAUAAUCUCGAGUUCUUGCAAUGGGUCAAGCGGUUUUGGGAUGCCAACUAUGGGGGACAAGGCUACGAUCCUGUUGCAAGGCGGAAAGGUGCCCCCGCCGAUCCACCCGCCACCAUUGCACCUCUCGGCCCUUCGACAUCUCGCACCGGUCUUUCUGCUGGAGCACGAGCAGGCGGCCGAACACCCGUUGGCGGACGUGCCGGAAGUGCUCAACCGGAAGUCGUCCAACAACUUCGCGCUCAAGUACAAGAGAUGUCUACCCACCUCGAAGGUCUUGAGAAAGAACGGGACUUCUACUUUGAGAAGCUGAGAGAUAUCGAGAUCCUCGCUCAACAACAACUAGAGACGCUGGAGGCCGAAGGAAAGGACGACAAUACACUCAGAGAAAUACAAAAAAUCCUAUACUCUACUGAAGAAGGCUUCGAAGUACCCGAACCUGCAGCCGUCGAUGAAGAGGAGACUUUCUGA
Messenger RNA from Pleurotus ostreatus (oyster mushroom), 732 nucleotides. RefSeq lists its product as uncharacterized. Gene Ontology annotation, biological process: spindle assembly; protein localization to microtubule plus-end; regulation of microtubule polymerization or depolymerization. NCBI's taxonomy places the organism in Eukaryota, Fungi, Basidiomycota, Agaricomycetes, Agaricales, Pleurotaceae. Gene Ontology annotation, cellular component: spindle midzone; microtubule plus-end; microtubule organizing center. The record is from RefSeq and is a predicted model, not a curated record. Gene Ontology annotation, molecular function: microtubule plus-end binding. The coding region runs from base 1 to 732 and encodes 243 amino acids. The transcript is spliced from 7 exons.